GUAGUGUCUAAUUCCAUCGGCGAAACCCUUACACCACAAGCAUCUUACCAACAACCACAGCAACUACCACAGUAUGUGCCAGCCUACCGAGAACCUGUCACCUACGCACCUGCUCCGGCAUAUCCAACACCACCACCUCGCGUUCAUCAAGUGGCAUUUCAACCGGCUCCACAAGCUCAACAGUACUACACAUACUACCCAGCCAGCGGUUAUAAUCCAGGACUCAAUACUAUCUUUGAGCAAAUGCAGUGCUUCAGUGGUGAGAUGGAGGUGGAGACUCCUUCCGGCAUGAAAGCGAUCAAGGAUCUGGAAGUUGGAGACAUGGUGCUGAGCGUGGACGAGUUUAUGGUAACAUUUUCACCGGUGAUCAUGUUUCUACAUAAACUCGAAGACGAGCGUGCCGUGUUUCUGCAUAUUCAUACAGAACAUGGAGAGUCUCUCAAACUCACUGAGAAUCAUCUCUUAUACCUCACCAACUGCGGUAGUGCUGACCCACUUCAGCUGGCAGCUGCUAAAGACGCUCGAGCAGGACAGUGUUUGCAGGUUACAACAGGCAACUCGGAUCUCAUUCCAAGACGUAUUACUUCGAUUUCCAAGGUCAUUGAAAAUGGUAUCUAUGCUCCGCUCACGACCACUGGUGAUAUCAUUGUGAACCGUUACCUAGUCUCGUGUCAUUCGAAUCUUGCCCUAAAAACGCUUCAGCAGACAUUUUUCAGUGUCUACCGUAGUCUUUCGAACUUAUUCCGUAAUUUCGUCCCCACAUAUGUCCACGAUGUCCAGAUACAUCUCCCAGCUGGUGUCCACUACUUGACUACAGUAGCUGACAUGUUCCUUCCUAAUUCAUUGUUAUGA
Cooperia oncophora is the source of this 852-nucleotide messenger RNA. The record is from the annotation of a GenBank genome assembly. NCBI's taxonomy places the organism in Eukaryota, Metazoa, Nematoda, Chromadorea, Rhabditida, Trichostrongylidae.